Molecule: messenger RNA, 837 nt
Organism: Naegleria fowleri
Lineage: Eukaryota; Heterolobosea; Eutetramitea; Acrasida; Naegleriidae
Exons: 3
Coding region: 1-837 (278 amino acids)
Biological process (GO): positive regulation of transcription by RNA polymerase II
Molecular function (GO): protein dimerization activity; RNA polymerase II cis-regulatory region sequence-specific DNA binding; DNA-binding transcription factor activity, RNA polymerase II-specific
Source: RefSeq, a predicted model, not a curated record
AUGUCUAACCAAGAAGAACAAAAGCUUCCACAAGGAGGAACCGAUGUCAUGAUGAUGCUCCACCAACAAAACCAAGCUGCAACCCAAAUGUCUCAAGGAGCUGGUGCCACUCAAAAUACUCAAGCCAACACUGGUGCAGGUACGUCAUCAGGUGGUGAUGCGGAGUCUCCACAACAAUCAGGAAGCGGAACCAACUCAAAGAAGAGAGCAGGUCGUAGGAAAAUCAACAUUGAAUUCAUUCAGGACAAGUCUCGUCGUCACAUCACAUUCAGUAAGAGAAAGGCUGGUAUCAUGAAGAAGGCAUACGAACUUUCGACAUUGACCGGUACUCAAGUGUUGUUGUUAGUUGCUUCCGAGACGGGCCACGUCUAUACAUUCGCUACACCAAAACUUCAACCUUUGAUCACUCAAACUGAGGGUAAGAAUCUUAUCCAACAAUGUUUGAAUGCUCCAGAGGCCUCUCAACAACAAAUGAUGAACGGAGGAGGUGAAGAAGACGAGGAAGGAGAUGAAGAAGAAGAAGAUUAUCAAGGAGGAAUGAUGCAAGGCGGUAUGAUGCAAGGUGGAAUGGCACAACAACAAAUGAUGCAAGGAGGAAUGGCACAAAACCAAAUGAUGGGACAACAGGGAGGAAUGAUGCAACAUGGUAUGCCACAACAACAAAUGAUGGGCCAAGCUCAACAAGUUCCUCAACAACAAUACUCUUAUCAACAACAAGGAGGAAUGCCUCAACAACGUGUGAUGAACCAAAAUGCUAACAAUGGUAUGGGCCAUUUCCAAGUUCAAAUGAACCAACCACAAAACCAACCUCCACACCAAGGUAACUACUCAUUCUAA